Molecule: messenger RNA, 4371 nt
Organism: Fundulus heteroclitus (mummichog)
Lineage: Eukaryota; Metazoa; Chordata; Actinopteri; Cyprinodontiformes; Fundulidae
Gene: itga8
Product: integrin, alpha 8
Exons: 30
Coding region: 176-3343 (1055 amino acids)
Biological process (GO): cell-cell adhesion; cell adhesion mediated by integrin; integrin-mediated signaling pathway
Cellular component (GO): external side of plasma membrane; integrin complex
Molecular function (GO): integrin binding
Source: RefSeq, a predicted model, not a curated record
GACCUGGUGGUUUCAGGGUGUCAGGAGGCAGAUCUGAGGGAGCGCAGAGCAGAGCGAACUUCACAUCCAGGACCCAGACUUCUCCCUCACCUGCCCACGGGGAGCCCUGUAUAUUCCCAUCCUUUUUUUUUUUUUCUUCCUCCGUGGAUUGCCGCGCAGCCCGCUGUCCUCCAGGAUGGAGCGUGUGUGGGAUUGUGCCUCCUCCGCAGGGAUGUUUACGCUUGGGGUGCUCUCUGUGCUGUGGCCGGCGCCAAACCGCGUUUGGAGUUUUAACCUUCACGCAGAGCAUCCCACGGUUUACAGCGGGCCCGACGGGAGUUAUUUUGGAUAUUCCGUGGACUUCUACCAAGCAAGCGCCGAGAGGAACACGAUUAGUGUGCUGGUGGGGGCUCCUAAAGCGAACACCUCUCAGCCGGGCAUCGUGGAAGCUGGAGCCGUCUAUUACUGCCCCUGGCCGGGGCAGCCCGAUAGCUGCAAACAGAUUCCCUUUGAUAACUCAAAUAACAGAAUGAUUAAAGUAAACGGCACCAGAGAGCCUCUAGAGUUUAAGUCCCACCAAUGGUUUGGUGCAUCAGUCAGGACGCACAAAGGAAAAGUGGUGGCCUGCGCACCUCUCUACCACUGGCGGACAGUGAAGAGAGUUGGGGAGAAGGACCCCGUGGGAACCUGCUACGUUGCCGUCCAGAACUUCAGCGCUUAUGCAGAGUAUUCACCCUGCAGAACCAAUGAUCCAGACCCAGAGGGGCAGGGAUUCUGCCAGGCUGGUUUCAGUGUGGACUUCACCAAGGAAGGACGGCUGGUUCUGGGAGGACCUGGAAGCUUUUACUGGCAAGGUCAGGUGAUGACAGCGGGGAUAGCAGAGAUACUGAACGGCUACUCUUUAAAGGCGGUGCUGAGACAAGUUCCAGGGGAGAAACAAACCGGAGCUACUGAGGACAAAAAUGACGACAGCUACCUCGGUUACUCUGUAGCAGUGGGGGAGUUUACAGGCGACUCGGAGCAAGAGCUGAUAGCUGGAGUCCCGAGAGGAGCACAAAACUUCGGAUAUGUGGCGAUGAUCAACUCCUCUAAUCUCACCUUCAUCCAGAACUUCACAGGGGAACAGAUGGCGUCUUAUUUUGGUUACUCAGUGGCUGUCACCGACUUGAACGGAGACGACACGGAUGAUAUCCUGGUAGGAGCACCCCUCUACAUGGAGAGGGAGGUGGAGAGCAAACCCAGAGAGGUGGGAAGGGUGUAUCUGUAUCUGCAGCUGGCUCCGCUCAAGUUUUCGGAACCCAUCGUGCUCAGUGGUACCUACACUUUCGGACGUUUUGGGACCGCUAUAGCACCGCUGGGAGACGUCAACCAGGAUGGAUAUAAUGACGUGGCAGUGGGCUGUCCGUUCGGAGGCGAGGACCGCGGCGGCAGAGUAUUGAUCUUCAACGGUAACAGAGACGUAUCCACACGAGGCCUGACACUGAGCCAGGAGCUGCGAGCGGCCAGGAGGCGCAGCGGCAGUUUGCCUGGAUAUGGCUUCACUCUGAGAGGAGGCCAAGACCUGGACAGCAACGAGUAUCCUGAUCUGAUCGUCGGGGCAUUUGGCACAGGAGAAGUCUCGGUCUACAGGUCUCGAGCUGUCGUGUCCGUGGAAGCUACGAUGACCCUGACGCCCAGAAUCCUGAAUCCGGAUGACCGACAGUGUCUCCUGCCACAGACUACUAACAUGGUUACCUGCUUCAAGGUGGAUGUGUGUGCAGCAGUGAGUGGUGUGGGGAUUCCCAGCACUGUAGGUCUAAAAGCGGAGCUGCAGCUGGAUUGGCUAAAAGGCACCAGGGGUGGGGUAAAGAGAGUCCUCUUCUUGGACACCAAGCAGCCUCAGCGGUCAGGGCUCCUCAGCCUCGGUCAAAGCCGCCCACGGGCGUGUCUGAGCUACACGAUUUACCUGAAGGAGGAGGACGAGUUCAGGGACAAACUGACCCCCAUUGCACUGGCCCUGAACUACAGCCUCGCGCCGCCUUCUCCUGGCCAGUCUCUCCCGCCUAUUCUCAACAAGUACAGCAGCACCUUCCUCCAGGAACACGCUUACAUCCUCUUGGACUGCGGUGAUGACAACGUAUGCAUCCCCGACCUGCAGCUCUCUGCCGGCAUGGAUCGCUCUGAGUUGGUGAUUGGAGACGACAAUCUGGUCAUGCUGACCAUCACCGCAGCCAACCGGGGGGAGGGGGCCUAUGAGACCGAGCUGUACACGCUGCUACCACCAGAGGCCGACUACAUCGGAGUGGAGCGCAGGGUGGAGUCUCUCUCUCAGCUAAACUGCGAGUACAAGACAAUCAACGAGUCCAGAAUGGUGGUUUGCGACCUCGGGAACCCGAUGGUGACGGGAACGGAGCUGUCCGUUGGUUUGAGGUUCUCGGUCCAAAGGUUGGAGGACUCCGGACCGAACGUCAGCUUUGAGCUACAGAUCCGCAGCUCCAACAAGGACAGCUCUGAAAGCAACCUGGUCAGUUUGAACCUGACCAUCGCUGCCAGCGCUCAGCUGGAUUUGCGCGGAGUGUCUCAUCCCUCUCAGGUGGUGCUGCCUUUCCCAAAUUGGGAACCCAAAGAGAAACCUGUUAAAGAGGACGACGUUGGUCCACAAGUAACGCACAUCUAUGAGCUCCAUAACUCUGGUCCCAGCAGUAUUGGGCGGGCUGAGCUUCAGGUCGGCUGGCCUGCCCGCUUCCGUGAUGAGAACCUGCUGUACGCCAUGGAGAUUCAAACCGAUGGUCCAAUUAGCUGCCGGACAAACACCAGCCUCAACCCACAUGGCCUCCAGAUCUCUUCCCUGCAGGACACACCAGAACUGUUGGGGUUCCUGAGGAACAUCACAGAUCCUCCUCGCCGCCGCAAGAGAUCUGUCAGCACAGCUGACAGUUACAGCAGUAAGACCUUGAACUGCACCAACAUCUCCUGUCUGAGGAUUAUGUGCGUCGUUGGUCGGUUGGAUCGAGGCCAGAGCGCCGUCGUUAAGAUCAGAUCAAGGCUUUGGGCACAUACGUUUUUACAGCGGCGUAACGACCCCUACAUUCUCAACUCGACGGUGUCCUUCACGGUCAUAUCCGUGCCUUAUCGUAUCCAGCCCUCCACACUGCCUCAACACAGGACCUCGAUGGGAACCCUUGUGUUAUGGGAGACUCCUGACGUGUCGUUCGCUGUUCCUCUCUGGGUCAUCGUCCUGGCCAUAUUGCUAGGCCUCUUGGUACUGGCAAUGCUGACAUUAGCUAUGUGGAAGUGCGGCUUCUUCGACCGAGCACGGCCGCCGGUGGAUGACGACGUCUCUGACCAGGAGAAGCUAACGUCUGAUCAAAACGGGGAUGCCUGAGGAAGAUGAAUGACAGCACUUGGUUGAAAGUUUGUGGUUUAGGAGGAAAGCACGCCUUCUGAAUGACCUAAAUCAGAUCUGGGAUCUGCAAUAGCUGGAAGCUUCAUUCCCUCGAUACGGAAGUCUUCUACCUUUUUUUUGUUUUGUUUUAAAGAAACUGACUGAAAGCAAAAACUGCAGCGCCACAAACUCUGGCACCAGAACAACUGAGGUCAAAGCACACAAAAUGGGACAAAACACACACGUCAGGCUAAAUUACCCACACAUGUCCAUUGUUUAUACAUUGCAAUGAAGCACCACAACCAAAGGCCGAGUGGAUUAUGUUGAGAGGACAAUACUAUAAGGGUUUCUUGUUUUUGUGCAGCACAAAGAGAACUGAGGUCUAUGCACAAGUGCUUUUAAUAAGUUUUGAUGCGAGUGUGUGUGUGAAUGCCUGCAAAUCUGUGUGCAAGACGUGAAUGAGUCUAUAAUCCUUCACAGGAUUUCAUUUCUCCCUGUUUCAUUCAGUCCAGGCUAAAUACCAUACAGUUCACAUUUACAUUCACUAAACACACUACCACACGCAUAAGGUAAAAAAGGGCACAGAGUCAAAUUGUAUAUUUAUAAAUGUAUGUGCAAUAUUUGGGCGUUGUGUGAUGCUGAAGCUUGUUGUUACACUGGCACUACUUUUUAGAGCUUCAUGUCUUCAUUGUAUGUGUAUAUACUGUAAGAUUGGUUGGUUGUUGUGUUAGAAAACUAUUAUUUCUGAAAGCAACAUGAUGAAACUGUUACAAAAUAAAUAACUUAUUGUCUUGUUGCAGCUCUGUGGGUUUAUGUGCAGGAACAGGCCCCCUCUUUACAGCUGAUGCUUUGCACUGCUUUGUUUGCAGUCAUGAAGGGUAAUUUUUUUCUUAAUAAGAUAAGUAAUUAUGAACAACUUGUAGCCAUCAGACACCAGUUUACGCUUUUGAUGGUUUAUAGAAAGGCAGUAAGAAAUAAUGUGGACAUCAGCAAUGCUGUAAUUUAAAAAUAAAAUUUCAAGGUUUUAA